Oxyura jamaicensis (ruddy duck) is the source of this 2291-nucleotide messenger RNA. RefSeq names its product tweety family member 2 (gene TTYH2). The transcript is spliced from 9 exons. Lineage: Eukaryota; Metazoa; Chordata; Aves; Anseriformes; Anatidae. Gene Ontology annotation, cellular component: plasma membrane. The record is from RefSeq and is a predicted model, not a curated record. The coding region runs from base 5 to 877 and encodes 290 amino acids. Gene Ontology annotation, molecular function: volume-sensitive chloride channel activity; intracellularly calcium-gated chloride channel activity.
CAGGAUGCUGUGCUGCGGGCUCCUGACCCUCGUCCUCAGCUGGGCCUCCGUGGCCCUGGACACGGCGGCGGCGGUGGGCACCAGCGACUUCUGCGUGGCCCCGGACAAGUUCAUCAUGAACCAGACGGAGAGCGAGAUCAGCGCGGAGGUGGUUCACUACUACCUGUACUGCGAGCAGAGCCUGAGCAACCCCUUCCAGCAGGCUCUCACCGUCUUCCAGCGCUCGCUCACCACCAUGCAGAUCCAGACCCAGGGCCUGAUACAGUUCGCGCUGCCCCUCUUCCCCACGGCUGAGAAAGACCUCCUGGGGGUCCAGCAGCUCCUCAACGCCUCGGAGACCGGCCUGCACCAGCUCACGGCCAUGCUGGACUGCCGGGGUCUGCACAAGGACUACCUGGACGCCCUCAUCGGCAUCUGCUACGACGGGGUGGAAGGGCUGCUCUACCUCGUCCUCUUCUCCCUGCUGGUGGCCGCCUCCUUCUCCACCAUCAUCUGUGCCACGCCGCGCGCCUGGAAGCACUUUGCGGGCAGGGACCGGGACUACGACGACAUGGACGAGGAAGACCCCUUCAACCCGCAGGCGCGCCGCAUCGCCGCCCACCACCCGGCGCGGGGGCAGCUCCGCAGCUUCUGCAGCUACAGCAGCAGCCUGGGCAGCCAGAGCAGCCUGCACCCCCCCGCCCAGACCAUCUCCAACGCCCCCGUCUCCGAGUACAUGAACCAAGCCGUGCUCUUCGGUGGGAACCCCCGCUACGAGAACGUGCCCCUGAUCGGCAGGGGCUCUCCCCCCCCCACGUACUCCCCGAGCAUGCGAGCCACCUACCUGUCCGUCACCGAUGAGCACGUCAGGCCCUUCAACACCGAGUUCCCAGCCUAGCGUGCUGGCCCCGAGCAGCUCGUGGGAGGAGAAGAAGCCCCCGGCGCUCCCGUGAUGGAAACCAAAGACCCCCGGCUCCCCGCGGCGCGGGUCCGGGGCAGCCCCCCGGGAGAGGCGGACGAGCCGUGGCCGCCGGAGCCCCUCACACCCCGCUCUCCUCCCUCGGCAGCUUCUGCUGGCUCUCACGUCUUCCUGCCUGCCUUACGGGACGCUUCCCGGCACUAACAGCAGGUCUCCGGCCGGCAGCGGGGCUGCUGCUGCGCCGCCAGAGCUGGGGAUGGAUCGUGCCCACCGCCUCCUCCCUCUUCCCACCCGUGCCAGCUCGGGGUUUUCAUGCCACGGACGGGGGCCACGUCUGGCUUCCUUUUUCUGGAGGGCAAACACCGGGGCCGUGGGCUGCCUGCCCCGUGCACGGGGUCCCGGCCGACGGCUCCUUCCCACCCCCGUAGCAAUGCAGACCCGACCACUAGUGAUCCCAGCGCCUUCCCCGCGUCCCCGUGCUGCCCCCCGGCCCUGGGUACGGGGGUGUAGGAAGGGGAUGUUUUGGCCUCGCUGUUUUUCCUUUGCUUUGUGUCUGGGUUUUACGAGUUCCCCGCAGGGCAGAGGUGCGGCGCAGCUCGCUGCCUCUGCUCCAGCCUGGUUUUACUGCGGCACACGGCGCACGGAGGGGCUCUUCCUGGCAGUUCUGCUGUGGGCUCUUCCUGGCAGUUCUGCUCCCCCGGGGCAGGCUCCCCUCUUUCCUGCAGGAUGGCUCUGGGGUAACCACAAACCCCCUGGAGAGGUUUAGGGACUACUCAGGCAUCCCCGGAGCAGGAUUCGGCCCCACGGCUGGCUGUGCCAAGAGGGAAGGACGUGUCCCUGCUGUCCUGCCUGGCAUUGCCAGGGCUUCGGGCUCAGCAAGGGCACAGCUCUUGGGACGGAGCCAGGGGAGAACCAGCGUGAGCUGAACCAGCUCCUUUGUGGCUGCUCAUUUUGGCGUGGGCUGCCCCAGGAACCUCCGGACCCCUGUGCUGCUGGCGUUGGUCGUCCGUCCUUCCCUGUUCCCUGCUCUGCUUUACGCUGAGCUGGCAGCACCGCAGCCAGGGCUGUCCGCGGGGCAAGCAGAGCCCUGCUGGGUUAUUACUUGAUGGCAGUGACUCACUGUGUCUUUUUAAGAUAACUUGUACAUAUCCUCUUAUCCCCUAACGUCGCCUGCCCGUGUUACGUGUGACUAGCAUUACGUGCUGUUGGAACUUCCCGUUUUAUUUUUAUUUUUAUUUUUGCUUUUGAUGUUUUGAUGUAACGGUACUGGUAGCAGAGCUGUUUUUCAACGCAUGUGAACUAACCUCCUGAGGACUCCUGCUAGGAGGAGCGGGAGUCCUGCCUGAUUUGUAUGUGCCCUUGAGGGGGAAAGACAAUAAACACUUGUACUAAA